AUGGUUCGCGAGGAAAUCAUCGCAUCUGCUGUCUCCUUCCUUCAGGAUCCCUCUGUCGCCAGCGCGCCUCUCGAAAAGCGCAUCGCCUUCCUUCAAUCGAAGAACCUUACGCAAGAGGAGGUCGACGUCUCCCUUGCUCGCGCGGCCGAAGACCCCAGCCAGCCCUCGUCGCCCGCCCAAUCCUCCGCACCCCCCAACAAUGCAUACCGGCCUCCUCCAUCAGCUCCGGCAUAUGGAAGUUAUCCUCCCCAAGGAUACUGGCAGCCGCCGCCGCCCCCAGAACCUCCAAAGCGCGACUGGCGAGACUAUUUCAUCAUGGCGACCGUGAUGGGCGGUGUAGGCUACGGGAUGUAUUUCACAGCGAAGCGUUACAUUCUGCCUUUGGUCCAGCCGCCCACACAACCCCAGCUUGAGCAGGACAAGGCCUCCAUCGACGAGUCCUUCAAGCGCGCGUUUGACCUCUUGGAGCAACUGAACACCGACACAACCGCGCUGAAGGCUUCAGAAGAAGCAAGAACGACAAGGUUGGAUACUACGCUCAACGAAGUGGAGAGCGUGUUGUCCAGCUUGAAGGACUCCUCGAAGAGACAAGGCGAUGACAACAGGCGCAUCGAAGACGACGUACGCGGGCUGCGAGAUCUGAUACCGAAAGCAUUGGAUGCCCAGAAGGAGUCGACCGAUAACAGGCUGAAGGAGUUGUCCACUGAGCUUAAGAGCUUGAAGACCUUGGUCGGUAACAGAAUCGGCGCUGGAGCGGCACGUCCUCCUACUACGCCAAAUCCCUUCGCCGCGAGUCAAUCGCAGAUCUCUACGACAACCCCAAACGCUAGUGGUACACCUGGAGCCUCGACAUCAGCACAGCAGUCUACAUCCAUCCCUCCUCCUGCGUCCCCUGUGCAGACGAACGGCUCUGCAGCUACCGGCGCGCAAGCGAGCACCAGCACUGCAUCCGCGUCUACGCCAACUACCGAGAAGCCUGCAUCCACACCGUACAGCAGGUUACCAACUGGCCGAGCUGCCAUUCCAGCAUGGCAGAUGGCCGCGGCGAAGAAGACCGAAGAAGCAAAGAAGGAUACUAGUGCGAGCGGCACUGCAGCCGAAGCCAGCCCAAGCUCAUAG
This is a messenger RNA of Dothidotthia symphoricarpi CBS 119687, 1119 nucleotides long. RefSeq lists its product as uncharacterized. NCBI's taxonomy places the organism in Eukaryota, Fungi, Ascomycota, Dothideomycetes, Pleosporales, Dothidotthiaceae. Gene Ontology annotation, molecular function: signaling receptor binding. The transcript has 4 exons. Gene Ontology annotation, biological process: protein import into peroxisome matrix, docking. Bases 1 to 1119 code for a protein of 372 amino acids. The record is from RefSeq and is a predicted model, not a curated record. Gene Ontology annotation, cellular component: peroxisomal membrane; peroxisomal importomer complex.